Messenger RNA from Pelagomonas calceolata, 1221 nucleotides. NCBI's taxonomy places the organism in Eukaryota, Pelagophyceae, Pelagomonadales, Pelagomonadaceae. The record is from the annotation of a GenBank genome assembly.
CUCCCGCAAUGCGUCCUGCGAGACUUCCUCACGCUCGUAAACGGCACCACGGGACCUUUCCUUAAAAAAGCCUAAACAUUUAGCAAUUUUAGCGGCGGCGCCUCGCGGAUUGAGGUCGCCGCAGUGCGCGACUGCCGCACCAACGAAGCUCACGAGCCCUGGUCGUGUCUCGCUGCAAGCAUAAUAAACGAUGCUGCGAUGCCUCGCCGUCCUGGCGCUGGCCAAUGCCAUUAACACUGCAAGCCGGUCUGCUCCGCUGAGAGUACGGGGCGGCGCCGACGACGCGAGGGCAACGCACGCCUGCGCGGCCGCGCUGGCCGCGGCCAAGGGCAAGGCGGCCCCCAAAAUCGCGCGGUGGCGGCUAGAUGUGGACGACGGCCGCCUCUGCCCGAAGGGCUGGUCCGCCGAGGCGUCUUCGCUAGUAGAAGAUGCUUUGAGGGAGUUCGACGCCGCAACUAGAACACACUGGCAGUCUGAGGAUAGAGUAAAAAGCCGGGCCGCGCUAGCCGCCUACCUCCAGAGCGAGGUCGGUUCUGCCCACUUAGAUCAACUGCAGGGCGCGGCGGAACGAAGGUUGCGCCAGCUGAAAGCUGCUCUUGGUAGGGUCUACGCCAAAGCCGGCUCCGCGGACGCCGACGCCUUCGACGCGGAGCUGAGGAAAGCCGAGCACGACUUCGAUGGCGACGCGGCGCGGUGCCGCGUCGACGCCUUGAAGCUGGAAGGCGUCGACGAGCGCACCGCCUUCCUGGACGCCGCUCGGCAAUUGGCCUCGGAUUUCGAGGCGUCGCCGGCUGCGCAGUUAGUGGCAACUCGGGGCGAGCGCAAACGGGCCGAGAAAGCAGCGAAAGCAGCACAACGGGCCGCGCGCCAGGACGCCGCGAAGGGCAAGGCGCCUUCGCUCGUGCCGAAGGCCGUGAACGUGGCGGUGCAGCUGGUCGGUAUGUUGCGACCGGUGGGCCUGGGCAAUUUGCAGGGCUACUGCUCGUAUGCCAUGGGGCCGCACUCGCUACUUUUCGGCUACGCGGACGACCGGGACCCGAACGGCGGCGGGAUGGACGGCGACGAGAUCCCCCUGUUCCGGCUGCAGCCGAAGUUCACGGUCGACGUGGACUUGUGAGCUAGUCGCUGCCUAAGAAGUUCACAACAUUACACUCGCGUUGACGCUCGGAGAAUCGCGUCGACGGCGUCCUUCCCGUCCACGCCAUCGACGAGAUGUAGGCG